AUGAAAGUCAUUAUCAUUGGCACCGGCCUGGCGGGACCCGCACUGGCGCUCGCCUUGCACAGACACGACAUCUCAUGCGCGAUAUUCGAUCUCCGCGACAAGACGGGUUUUGACGGCGGCUUCGUCGCGCUGGCGCCCAAUGCCCUCCGCGCGCUCGACCGGAUCGACGUCUACGACCGCGUGGCCAAGCAAGGGUGGAAUUACGAGGCCUUUCAAUUCCUCUCGUCGCGCAACCUCAGUCACAUCGGCACCAUCCUGAACGGCAGCCAGCACCGGUACGGGUAUAAAGCGCUGCGCGUCUCGCGGGGCAUUGUGCGCCAGACGCUGGUGGAGGCUCUCCACGAGCACGGCAUCCCCGUGCAUUACAAUGCGCGGUGUGUCGCCAUCCGGGAGACGGAGCGCGGCACCGUCGUCGCCAUGUUUGCGGACGGGCGCACCGAAGAGGCUGAUUUCCUGGUCGGAGCCGAUGGGAUCCAUUCGCGCGUGAGGGCGUACCUUGAUCCUGGUGCCGUGCCGACUUUUAGUGGCCAGUUGGGCGUGGGGGGGAGUUUACCCAGGUCGCGACUCGGGAUGGUGGGUCAGAAUGUAUACAUGCCGUGUUUGAUCUUGGGGAAGCUCAACUCUUUCAUGUUCAUGCCGUGUACCUACACCGGAGACCGGGUCGGGUGCUUCGCAACCGUGGAAGGCGACGACCGAUCGCGUGGAGAGUGGAACAAGCUCCAGAACGACAAGACGGCCUUGUACGCGACUCUGCAGAAGCACCAUGAGAACGAGAGAUGGCCUGACCUGGUCCACGCCGCGUCGAAGAAUAUCGACGUCGAGACACUCACUCUGUGGCCCUACUACAAGGUCCCCGAGUUGAGCUCCUGGUCCAGCAAAUCCGGCAGAGUCAUUGUGAUAGGCGACGCCGCGCACGCAAUGCCGCCAACAGGCGGUCAAGGGGCCGCGAUGGCCUUUGAAGACGCCCUCACCCUUGCUGACACGCUGAGCGCGCUGAAAAUGGACGAGACGGGGAAAGAGGACGAGUCCGCGGCUCGAGCAACAGACGCCUUGUCACGGUGGCAGUCUGUACGGCGGGAGCGGGUCAAGAAGAUCCUGGCCUUCACUGCCAAGGGCGGCGAUAUGAGGAAGCAUUCGGUCGGCACGCUGCAGCAGCUCGUCAAGGAGUGGUUGAUGUGGGCUUACUUUCUCUGGGUCGGCGACGAGGGCGGCUUGUCUUGGAUUUACGAGUAUGACACGGCCACUAUGGUACCAGGCCACCGGGACGAAAAGUUGUGUGUGUCGGCGUGA
Cladophialophora carrionii CBS 160.54 is the source of this 1290-nucleotide messenger RNA. RefSeq lists its product as uncharacterized. The record is from RefSeq and is a predicted model, not a curated record. The transcript is spliced from 4 exons. Gene Ontology annotation, molecular function: FAD binding; monooxygenase activity. Bases 1 to 1290 code for a protein of 429 amino acids. NCBI's taxonomy places the organism in Eukaryota, Fungi, Ascomycota, Eurotiomycetes, Chaetothyriales, Herpotrichiellaceae.